UCGGGCCCACCUGUCAGUGGCCCAACUGCGCCCUGCAGUACGUCAGAGGAGCCUCGUCCGCCAUCAGCACGGCCGCCUCUGCCGCCGCCGACGAGAUGAGCCUCCUCAUGGGCGUGCGUAAGGAUAUCUGGUUCAUCAAAGACGAGCUAGCAACGAUGCAGGCUUUCCUGUUGGCUGCUGAAGGGAUGGAAGAGAAAGACAUACUACUGAAGGUGUGGGCAGAGCAAGUAAGGGACCUAUCAUACAAUAUUGAAGAUUGCCUUGGUGAAUUCAUGGUGCAUGUCGCAAGUCAAAGCUUGUCAAGGAAGUUGAUGAAGCUCAAAGAUCGCCAUCGAAUCGCGAUACAAAUUCGUGAUCUCAAAUCAAGGGUUGAAGAAGUGAGCAAUAGGAACACACGAUACAACCUGAUUGAGAAGAACAAAUUCGCUAGAGCCACUGAUGAGAAGGAUUCUUGCAUGGAAGAUAUUCGCAACCAAUCUGCCAACAACAUUGAUGAAGCUGAACUUGUGGGGUUCUCCAAGCCAAAACAAGAGUUGAUAAAUCUCAUAGAUGUUCAUGCCAUAGAUAGCCCUGCUCAAGUAGUGUGUGUUGUCGGCAUGGGUGGUUUGGGUAAGACUACUCUUACAAGGAAGGUUUAUGAAAAUAUGGAUAACUUUUCGUGUUGUGCUUGGAUCAUUGUCUCUCAGUCAUUUGUCAGGAUGGGGUUUCUCAAAGUUAUGAUCCAAGAACUUUUUCUUGAUGAUUUGUGGAACAUAGAUGAUUGGAAUUGGAUGGAAACUUUUGUUUUUCCUAGUAUCAACAACAAUGGUAGCCGGAUAAUGGUAACAACACGAGAUCUUGGCUUAGCUGAGAACUGCACUUUGGGACCUUCUAGCUCACUUAUCUACCGCCAUGAACCCCUAGAAACAAAUGAUGCCAUAAAUCUGCUACUAAGGAAGACUAGGAAAAAUGAGGAAGAAAUGAAAAAAGAUGGGGAUAUGAGGAAAAUAGUUACUAAGAUAGUCAAAAAGUCUGGACAGCUACCCCUAGCUAUACUCACAAUAGGAGGCAUGCUUGCCACUAGAGGGGUUGAUGAGUGGGAGAAUAUUUAUAAACAGCUCCCCUCAGAGCUAGAGAGAAAUGGGAGCCUUGAAGCAAUGAGGAGGAUGGUUACUCUGAGUUACAAUCACUUGCCUUCUCAUCUUAAGUCAUGUUUUCUAUAUUUAAGCAUAUUUCCUGAGGAUUUUGAAAUCAAAAGGAGGCGUAUGGUGGAAAGAUGGAUAGCCGAGGGGUUUAUUAUUGCCAGGAGUGGGGUGAGUGUUGAGGAUGUUGGGAAUAGUUACUUUAAUGACCUAAUCAACCGAAGCUUGAUUCAGCCAUCAAGAGUGAACAUUGAAGGAAUUAUCAAGAGUUGUCGAGUUCAUGAUAUUGUUCGGGAUGUCAUGAUCUCGAUUUCUAGAGAUGAAAAUUUUGCAUGGUCUACAUCAGAUAAAGUAAUGGGCAUAGGAAGGGAUAACUUCCGUCAUAUAGCACUGCAAGGCAGUUGGUGCCCAAAUAAAGGCCUGGAUUGGAACCAUGUCCGAUCAUUGACUGUGUUUGGCGAGAGACCCAUGAAGCCGGCACUUUCACUAUGUUCGCCCGACUUUAGGAUGCUCAGAGUCUCGGAUCUACAUGAUGCCCAGUUUGUAAUAGAACAAAAAGAUAUCAGCAGCAUAGGGUCGUUACGUCAUUUGAAAUAUGUCCAUGUUUUGUCUUCAUAUAAAGGUGAAAGUUAUAUUUACAAGCUCCCAAGAACCAUAGGGAACAUACAAGGCUUGCAAACUUUGGACAUGAGAAAAAGUGCUGUAGCAUCACUACCAACUGAGAUCACUAAACUACAAAGCCUUCGUAUCCUCCGUUGCAGCAAAGAGAGUACAGAUGCUGAUUUAUACUUACUUUACCCCAUGACCUGGUUCAUGUCCACAUUCUGUAUGCCUAUUCUAUUCACUCCUUUGGUUAGUUUAGAACGGCGUCGAGAGAUUAUGAUGUUCAUUCACAUGGCCUGGACUGGUCGACUGACCAACUCUCGGGGUAUGCAAGUGCCCAAAGGAAUCAGCAACCUAAAGGAGUUAGAGAUACUAGAGGUCGUGGAUAUUGAGCGGACAAGUAGGAAAGCAGUUAAAGAGCUCGGGGAGCUUAUAAAGCUAAGAAAGUUAAGUGCCACAGUAUGGGCAAGCAAGCAAAAGAGCAAGAUAUUCUGCACAUCCCUUGAGAAGCUCACUUCCCUCACAUCUCUUUGUCUUUGUGCGGACGGUAUUUAUCAGGGAAAUAGUGUAUCACUCAAGUGGUUGUUGCAGUCUAUUUCCUCCCCUCCCCCUCUCCUGAGGAAGCUGAAUUUGCAAGGAGAUCUCGGGGAGAUGCCUGAGUGGUUUGGGGGUCUGGUACAUUUGGUGAAGAUUGAGUUAUGGUAUAGCAAUCUGAAGGAUGGAGAUAAAAGCAUGAAACUACUAGGCACACUGCCCAAGCUGAUGCUCCUUCGUCUUUAUUUUGAUUCUUAUGUUGGGGAGAAACUGGUUUUCAGAGCAGAAACAUUCCCAAAUCUCAGGAGACUUGAUAUUUGGAGCCUGGAGCAACUGACAGAGUUGACAUUUGAGGUGGGCACCUCGCCCCUAUUGGAAAAGAUAGAAAUUCUCUGCUGCAGUUUGAAAUCAGGGAUUAAUGGUAUCAAUCACCUUCCAAGUCUCAAGGAGAUUUUACUUGGUUGGGAUGGUAAAGUGGCAAGGCUUGGUAUGCUGCAACGUGAAGUGGAUGGACACCCCAACCAUCCCGUUCUGCGACUGCUGUGGGACCGGAACCGCCACGACCUGGGUGACGUCGCCGAAGGUUCCACUACUGCAGUACAAGCGGAGGAGGAAGCGACGGAGCAGGAGGAAUCAUGUAUCCAUAACGACCCUGCAGCAGCAGGAGAAAGCUCCUCCUCACAGGUGGUGGCCGUGAGGACGGGAAGCGACAGCAUCCAAGAUUCUGAAGAUGAUUUUUGCUCCUGCAUUUCUGACGACGACGACAAUGCUUGAUUCUAUUGCUGCUCGUUUCUUUAUUCAGCUCGUCAUGGUGUAGAUUCUCUGCGUGCAUCACUCUACUCUUGUGGAAUCUCUCCAUCACCACUUGGUCUCUGUUAUAGAUGCCCCUUUCUCAUGCUAGUCUGGAAUAUGGUAUGAUCAACUCAUGAAUCAUGAAGAGACACAACCUGCAUUCUCUGAUCUGCCCACUGCAUACCAAUGCUGUAAGAUGGCACCUUAGGUUGGUCUGUUGUUUACUCUGCUCCCUAUAUACCUGCAUGUAGAAUAGUUAUCAAAUGGUGAUGUUUAUUAUCUACUCCCUCCGUCCGAAAAACCUUGUCCCUCAAAUGGAUGUAUCUAGCACCAAGUUAGUGUUAGAUAUAUCCAUUCGAGGGACAAACUUGGGACAAGCUCUUACAAUACAUUUCUAUUCUCUUCUGCUUUAUUGCCUUCCAUAACAGCAAAUAUGGUUUUCACUGAAGACGAGUUUCUAGUUGUAGUUGAUGAUC
Molecule: messenger RNA, 3526 nt
Organism: Triticum aestivum (bread wheat)
Lineage: Eukaryota; Viridiplantae; Streptophyta; Magnoliopsida; Poales; Poaceae
Product: disease resistance protein PIK6-NP
Exons: 5
Coding region: 96-3032 (978 amino acids)
Biological process (GO): defense response to other organism
Molecular function (GO): ADP binding
Source: RefSeq, a predicted model, not a curated record